Symbiodinium sp. CCMP2456 is the source of this 1239-nucleotide messenger RNA. The record is from the annotation of a GenBank genome assembly. NCBI's taxonomy places the organism in Eukaryota, Dinophyceae, Suessiales, Symbiodiniaceae.
AUGUCACUUGUCUUACAGCGCACAGGCCUCUCUGCAGUAAAGCGUUUGAAGUGCCCAACCGCAGAGCUUUGCCACAGGCAGGAGUCCAUGCCGUUUCUUGGCGAGCUGGCACCAAGAUGGACUGCACCCGUCCAGGACAGCCCGCUGCAGGACUUCGGCAUUGCAGUCCCUUUCAUUCCCUCACAGCGCAGCAGCAACCUGAGCUUUCCAAGUCACCGUCCUGGGAAGGAUCAGGUCUCAGAGCUGAGGGCGAAGGCUGCAUUCUCCCCACUUGUGCUUGCUUUGUCUUUCUCGCCUUGUUUGUUGGCAUGGGCGAAGGUCGACGAACAGGUGGACCUGCGUGUGGCCGCCGGCGCUGCGCCCUUCAACCACCUUUGUCGAGUGUAUGUGAACGUGGUGGCCCUGGCGCUGUACAUGCCCCCCUCCCCUGCCCAGCGCUGGAAGGACCUUCGCGGGGCCAUCGAGCUUGCCUACAAGGAUGUGGCCACUGCCUUCGUGCAGUUUGUGGAAGAUCCUGGGAAUGCUGGGAGGCCCUUCUUCCUGGCCGGGCACAGCCAGGGAACCAUGCACCUCAUGCGGUUGGUCCAGGAGGAGGUGGAGCCCUAUCCUGACCGAAGGGACCGCUUCGUGCAUGGAUACCUCGCUGGCCAGACGGUUCCACUUCGCAUGUUCCAGACUCUCCGCCACGUGCGGCCGAGCAUCCGGGCGACGGACAUUUGCUCAGUGUCGAGCUGGAGGACCGCUGCCCCACAGCACAUGGUUCUCGUGCACUGCGGGAUGAUCUUUCACAGGAAUGCGGGCUGGUUGCCGCUGACAGGAAAGAUCCUGGCCACGAAUCCGGUGACGUGGGAGGCGGGAGCUGGCAACAGAGCAUCCCACCCGCAAGAGUACCUCGGGGCUGCCUUUCCCCUGCCGGAGAACCUGGAUCCAAGGGAGAGCCAAGGGCUCGCGUCGGGUGUGGUGCUACGCUUUGGGAGCCUCGUGGCAUCGAAGACGUCGAUCCUCGGUGCCCGCCUGAAAGCGCUCAGCCCGGUUGAUUGCGGAGAAGUGACGGUGGUGGUUGACGGGCAUUCUGUGACUCGCGUGCCCAAAUUGCCCAGUACCUCACUCUUUGCUGUAGCAGAGCACGACUGGUUGAUGUACCACGACGUGGACAUAGCCCUCUUCCAUGGCAACCUCCAGGCCAAUGCUGAACAUCGGCAUCAGGCCUGGCAAAUGCGUGGGCGCAGCCGGAUGUGA